This is a messenger RNA of Cladophialophora immunda, 1232 nucleotides long. RefSeq lists its product as uncharacterized. NCBI's taxonomy places the organism in Eukaryota, Fungi, Ascomycota, Eurotiomycetes, Chaetothyriales, Herpotrichiellaceae. The record is from RefSeq and is a predicted model, not a curated record. The transcript has 5 exons. The coding region runs from base 53 to 1135 and encodes 360 amino acids.
CAAAUCUCUAUAUCCCCAACCGCUCAAACCUCUCCUGAGAUAUACGCACAUCAUGCCUACGGAGUUGGAGGAGUUGCUCGAGUUUUUGCAUCAUGGAAAUACUCAAAUCCGACAACUUGCCUGCGACCAUCUUGUCGGCCACUCUGCAGACCCGGCCAUUUUUAAGAAACCUCAACUCGUCCCUGUCAAAGACUUGAAACUUCUCGUUAGAGACUAUCCUCCCAUAGCCAAAAAUGCUCUUACAAUUUUAAUCAACAUCAGCCACGAUACCGAAAUCCUCGAGAACCUGGCGGUAGACGAUGACUUUGUUGAGACACUGCUCAAGAAGAUAACAGAUCCGAAAGAGCAAACCGCUGAUGAGAUUGCCAUGCUCCUCUCAAACCUUGCCAAAACGGAUCAUAUGGAGAAGUUGAUUAGCCUGAAGCGAGCCUUGCCCGCCAAAAUUGUAUCUACGUCUCCAUAUGCGCUCGACCAGCUGCUCGAUUGCUUUGUGAAAGGGGCCGACGGGUCUCUCAACAAACACGCAAACUUCGACUAUCUGGCAUAUUUCUUAGCCGACCUGUCAAAACACAAAGUCGGUCGGGAUUAUUUUCUGAGCAAAAGGGAUUAUGACGGGGUGGUGCCCAUAAGCAAAUUAACAGUCUUCACGGAGCACAAAAGCCACAUUCGGCGGAGAGGGGUUGCCAGCACAAUUAAGAAUGUUGCCUUUGAAGUUGACAAACACCCUCUACUCUUGGCCGACGAUACCGAAACCGUUGAUGGGGUACCUGGCGUCAACAUAUUGCCAUACAUCCUCCUCCCCCUCGCUGGGUCAGAAGAGUUCUCAGAAGAAGAAUCGGCCAAUAUGCUCCCAGACUUGCAACUCCUGCCGCCUGACAAGGCUAGAGACAGUGACAACGAUAUUCUUGUUACUCAUCUCGAAACGUUGUUGCUGCUAACCACUACGAGGGAGGGACGGGAGAAGCUACGAAAGGUGCAGGUGUAUCCGCUGAUUAGAGAGACGCACAUGCACGUCAAGGACGAGGGUGUCAGGGAGGCAUGUGACCGCCUAGUACAAGUUCUCAUGCGAGACGAGGAGGAGAGGCCAAAGGUCGAAGAGGUGGAUGAAGACGAGAAGAUAGAAGAGAUAUUUUGAAGGGGACGAGACCUAGGACCGUAAGCCCCGGAUUUAGUGAAUUUCCGUGCCAAGCACUACGGCGGGCUCUUAAAGCCUUUAAUGGCAGAUACUACGG